Blastomyces gilchristii SLH14081 is the source of this 3343-nucleotide messenger RNA. Its product is annotated as GTP-binding protein RHO3. NCBI's taxonomy places the organism in Eukaryota, Fungi, Ascomycota, Eurotiomycetes, Onygenales, Ajellomycetaceae. The record is from RefSeq and is a predicted model, not a curated record. The transcript has 8 exons. Gene Ontology annotation, molecular function: GTPase activity; GTP binding. Gene Ontology annotation, biological process: small GTPase-mediated signal transduction. Bases 413 to 1033 code for a protein of 206 amino acids.
CAGGCAUUAUUAGUGGCGAAAAUCUUCUGUCCGGAGGCUGAGAUAGCGAUGUCAUCAGCCCGUGCUUGCUAGUUCGCUUCUCGACACUCAUUUAGCAUUUAACUCUCCGCCAACCAUUCAUUUUCAAUACACAUCUCGAUAUCAUACUUCUCUUUAUACUAACGUUCCCUUAUAUACAUAUUUAUUCUUCUUGCUUGCCCUCUACCAUCGGCCCCAUUCGCGUCCUGUACAUCCGUACGUCCGCCCACCUAUUUCCAGUCAUCGACCCCAUCGUCCCCCAUCAGCCCGGGAUCAUCCACAGACCACUACUAGCCCGAGAAAAAUAAAUUAUAUCUACCCCUUAUUCAUACCCCAUCCCAAUUUACACCAUCCUUACUCCGCCGUAGUCGCCGGUUCCACCUCACCCGUCACGAUGAGUUUAUGCCGGCGGGACAAGACCGUCCAGCGCAAACUGGUUCUCCUGGGUGACGGCGCAUGCGGUAAAACAUCGCUGCUGAAUGUCUUCACAAGAGGAUUCUUCCCUACAGUCUAUGAGCCAACUGUUUUCGAAAACUACGUUCAUGAUAUCUAUGUCGAUGGCAUUCAUAUGGAAUUGUCUCUAUGGGAUACCGCUGGACAAGAAGAAUUUGAUCGCCUCCGUUCUCUAUCGUACGACGACACACAAGUCAUAAUGCUAUGCUUUAGCGUUGACAGCAAGGACUCACUUGAGAACGUCGAAACGAAAUGGAUGGCGGAAAUCGCGGAACAUUGCGCCGGAGCCAAAAUCGUUCUGGUCGCGUUGAAAUGCGAUCUGAGAGAAGAAACGGACGAAAAAGAUGGCGAUAAUUCAGAGUCGCAACCCACGGGGAAACCAAUCGUCAAGUAUAACCAGGGACUGGAGGUUGCGAAAAAAGUUGGUGCUCUAAGAUAUCUAGAAUGCUCGGCCAUGCGAAAUCGCGGCGUCAACGAAGCCUUCACAGAGGCUGCCAGGGUGGCACUGUCUGUAAAACCUUCGAAGUCAUCCGAGAGAGCUGGCAAAUGCAUCAUCAUGUGAUGAAAGCGCUUGAACCAGAGACUUGAAGUCCCAGAGAUAUCCCUCUCUGUGCACCCUUUAACAGUCACGUUUAUGGUCCUACUAACAUGCAAUUAGCUUCUCUCUCCCUUCCCUGCGCCUUAUCAUCAUCUCCCGCCUAUCUUUUCUGGUCCACCCAAGUCAGACCUGACUUAGAGAUACGACAGCUCCGCCAUUUCUUUAUUCUUCCUUAUCCACCCUACCUUUACGUAUAUGGCGAGUGUUUCAAUUCGUUUCUUCUUUUGCUUUAACUUUCCUAUUCACUACAACCCCUCGUUGUUAGCUUUGGAGUUCUGAAAACAUUUUUGCUUCCUGUUUCUUUUUGAAUGCAACAUCAUAAUAGAGCAAAGCAUACAUCAAUGGGAGCGCCGGAUUGAUACCAGUUUGCUUUUUUCUCUAUUAAAUUUUACUUUUUUUUUUUUUUUCUUUUUGUUUGCUUUGUCCUUUGCUCUCCAACUCUUCUUGACAGCCAACCCCAGUGUACAAACCUUUAUUUUAAUUACUGAUUAUAUUCUGUCUUGCCCUAUUCUACUGUGUUCAUUUCAGUUCCCCUGCCUGUGCAACAAACUCAUUUUGGUUUGUUUAUAAUUAUUUGUAUAUAUUCCUCAUAUAUUUGUAGUUUUUGGAUUCUCUACAAAAUAUUUUGUAUGUUUUGUUAUCAUGUUAGCUUGCACUCACUCCACUCUGCUUCCCAAUGAUUCAUCCAUCUUGUUGAGGUUCUACAUGAAUAUAGCUUAUGUCCGGCUUAUAUUUAUUGCUCUGGCCACUUCUUGAAAUCUACGGAGUAUACAGUCACCUAUUCAAUUUCAAUCUAUAGAAAUGUAUGUUGAUUUACAAUAUCUAAAUAUUAUGGUCUUGAAUAGUAAUUGGGGCAUAUUUUGUGCGAGUUCACUACCUUUUGAAGGGAUUGAAGAAAGAGCAUAGAAACCUUUUAUCUCAGCUACUCAUCUGAUGCUGUCACUGAUACAUACUCCUCAUGAUCAUUAGUUAGAUAUUGAAAGUCUACCUGUUAAAAUUGCAUUUCUUCUGGUUCUCUGGAUAUAUCUAUCCACAUGUUAUAAACCCCAUUGCUAGUCCAAAUUACGCCUGCGCAAUAUUUGUGAUUCUUAUAAAGUUAGAGAACAAAAAAAAGGAGAAGGGUAUAGAGCUCAACUAAAAGCAGACCUCCUACUGUACAGCAACGGGGGAUCUCUCUCGCUCCUAUGUCCCGACAUCCCCAAGCACGUCCCGCUCCUCAAUGUGAUAAACCUCAUCAAUUCCUACUCCCCCACCCGUUUGGCAACAACAAUCCACCGCCUGAGCAGUCCCAACCUCAUUAACCCGCCUAACAAAUGCAUCCGCAAACCUCUCUGCAACCUCCCUCAUAAUAGCAUCACCAUCAUCAGCAUCAAAUUUCACCCCACAACCGACUAUACUCGUCGCCUCCCUCCCUUCCAAACCACACGCGACAAUCUGUCGGAAAUACCACAUCGGCUCCUCCGUCACAUUCAACCCGAUGCCAUAGCUACUCACAUUCCGGCGCAGAUGCACGCCCACCGCCGCAAUCUUCUUAGAUAAAUAUCUGUUACCUUCGUCGCCUUCCCGGCUCCUCCCAUUGUGUUCCCAUUGUGAUCGUGACCGUGACAUAUCCACCCAAACCCCCGGGUCCUUCUCACUCAACCCGGCCCUCUCCACCCCGUACCCGGCCAAAACAUCCAGGACACUCCUCUCCAACAACCGUAUAUGCUGGCGCGGGCCUAGGCGCAACCGUCGUAGAUCGAGGAUUGUGUAUGCGACUAGCUGGCCGGGGCCGUGGUAGGUGGUUUGCCCACCGCGGAGUGUUGGGUGAAAUUCAGCGACCGCGGGGUGGGUUGGGGUAGGUGUUAGGAGGUGGCGGAUGGAGUGCAGGGGCUUGGGUAGGUUGAGAUCGAGGGUUGGAUGAGGGUUCGCUGAAGGGGUCGUGGUGGCGGAGAUUGUGGCAGGUAAGUCGCGGCGCCCGGUUGUGUAUACGGGGCGAGGGGUGAAGGUUAGGAUAGUGGGAUCUGGAGGGGGUGGUGGCUGCAUGAGAGCGGGAGAGGUCGAGAAGGCGUCAUGGAGCUUUUUGUGAGCUAGGAGGCGGGAAACAAGAAUCUGUUGAAGGUGAGAGGCGUGCGUGAAAGGGACGACGUUGGGAACGUGGAGAUGAGCGAGGCGCAUUAUAGCGGAGCGGCGAGCGGAGGCGGAGAGAGGGAGGAGGGAUGAUCAGAGCAGCUAGAGGGCUCUUCUGCCCUGAUUUGAGAAAUAGCUACAAUGGGAUUAAAUUGACAAUUGGCA